GUUGACAUCAGUUGGACCCGUUGCCAUCGUAACGUGAACCUGUCAGUGAAGGCCAAGAACGGUAUUCUGUGCAUCAUAGUAGCUAGGCAAGUGAUAAAGAAAGGACAUUUGAGGACAUGGCGGAGAAGUGUAUUGUGAACAUCGAAUCUUGAAAUCAAGCAGAAUAUAGCUUUUUUGUCAAGUAGUGAAUUAAACAUUCCCCAUUGGAUUUAAUCCGGAAGAACAAUUUAAUCUUCUAUCUCGGAUAUUUCAUUUACUUUAUAUGAAUGUGACCUACCGAAAAAAUAGAGACUCUUGCAAAAAACGUUUCUCUGUCGCGUGUAUUGUUCCCUUCAACUCUCCGGUAUAGAAAACAUCCUGUUCCUAUCAUCCCGGAGCGGAAGUAACAACUUUAAAUGGAUUGGGACAUCGUUGACAUCUUUAAUUUCCUCCCGGAGAACCAGGAGCUAGACAUUGGCAUUCAAUCAAUUCUGCUGAGGGAAUCGAGCUUCAUCACAACACUUCCACAGACUGAGGACGAAUCUUCAUCCUGGAAGCCUUCUAAAUGCAUAUCUCCAGCGUUGGAGCUUCGCGAUUCCCACCAGUUGUCCGACACAAUGUCCUGUUUAGAGGAGAUGGAAGUACCACGCGACAUGUUCGAGGAACCCAACCACAGUUUUAACAAGAAUGACGUUCCCAUUUCACCUCCAGACAACUGCUCCAGUGACUCUAGUCUACGUGACAAACAACUUCACACUGGCAACAACAACCUCCAGCCGAGGGACGAAAGGCCUUUCCGGUGUGCCAUCUGUCCCAAGGCGUUCCGACUUUCCUCCACACUGUCCGCGCACAAGAAGCUGCACGACCAAAGAGGACCCAGUCUACGGUGUGAGACGUGUGGACGAGCCUUCACGCAACCCAGCGCUCUCUCCAGCCAUCGACUGUUGCAUCGGUCGGAUCGGCCACACAGCUGCAGUCUCUGUGGAAAGCAGUUCGUUCGGCUGCAUGCCCUCAAGACACACGUGCUUAGUCACGCGAACGAACGACCCUACGAGUGUGACCAGUGUGGAAAAGCUUUUACCGAAAAGCACGUGCUCGUACGCCAUCGCAAGACGCACAGUGACGAGCGGCCCCAUGAGUGUGCCGUUUGCUCGAAAGCCUUCAAGGAGCGGUAUGACCUGCUGCGCCACACGCUCAUUCACAGUGGACUGCGGCCGCACAAGUGUCCCGAUUGCUCCAAAACCUUCGUCCAAUCUAAUGCACUGGUUAAACAUCGAAAGUCUCACGAACGGGAACGCACCGUUGGCCAUCAUCCGUUGAACGCAGCUUCCUUUGCUGUAACUAGGGUCGAAACUACGUAUUGGAUUCGUAACAAUUCCGUUCGUGAACAAUUGAACUUGCGCAACGAUGUAAAGGACAAAGCAAAAGCGGCUCAGCUACGAUCCGAAGGAAAAAAAAUGUUUCACCCGAACGUGAAACGCUACAUCGAGGCCAUCAAGCUGUACAAUGAGAGCAUCGCUUUUUCCGAAAAAGGAUCGACAGAAAGGGCAUUGGCCUAUGCAAAUCGCUCAAACAUUUGUCUGAAGAUGCAACGCUUUGAAGACUGUUUGGAGAACUUUCGGCUUGCUCGUGAGUCAAACUAUCCUGGAGAAAAGUUGAAUCAACGCGAAAAAGAGGCCAAAAAUGCUUUGGCGAAGGCUCGGAACAAGAAUGCUUCAUCGAGCAAGGUUACUCCGGAUGUGGUGGAAGAGCCCGAGCUAAGCUAUGCGGUCAAAGAGAAUGCGCCGCAACUGAAGGUGGGUGAUGUCGUGAUGAUCGAAAGGCCGUUCGUUACCGUGCUGAAGGAUUCAUUGCGAUAUGUUCGAUGUGAUUUUUGCCAUGAGGAACGACCAUUCACAUUGAUUCCGUGCGAAGGAUGUACAAUGGCCAUGUACUGUUCGGAGGAAUGUCUGAGUAAAGCGUACAACAAGUAUCAUCGAUAUGAGUGCGGGCUUUUACUAGACUUGCGGGAAGUUUUCCUAGAAGUUCCCUUGAUUGCUAUUCGCAUGGUUGCCAUUGCGAUCACAACCUUUGAUAACAAUCCAGAGGCAUUGAAGGAUCAUCUCGAUGUACUGGAUGAAUCCAAUGUGAACGGGUUUACGAUGGAUUGGAAUAAAGCUACGUCACAGGAUAUUUUCAACUCGGUGCACGUGUUAACCAAUAACCAAGAACGGCGAGACAGCUUUUCUGUUGCAUUCUACAUCUUCAAUGCUACCAUCCUACAUACCCUUAUCCUGGAAAGAACAGAGCUGGGACCGGUGUGCGAAGCAAACCCUGCAACAAACAAGAUUUUACUAGAUUUGAUCCUGCGAUAUUUGCGAUCGUGGAAUUUAACAGAACAUUGUUGUCCUCUAAUACGUACAAGCUUUAAUUUCCUCCCGGAGAACCAGGAGCUAGACAUUGGCAUUCAAUCAAUUCUGCUGAGGGAAUCGAGCUUCAUUACAACACUUCCACAGACUGAGGACGAAUCUUCAGAAUGCCACAACACACCAAUGAUCCAUUCAUCUUCAUCCUGGAAGCCUUCUAAAUGCAUAUCUCCAGCGUUGGAGCUUCGCGAUUCCCACCAGUUGUCCGACACAAUGUCCUGUUUAGAGGAGAUGGAAGUACCACGCGACAUGCUCGAGGAACCCAACGAAAGUUUGAACAAGGCUGCCGUUCCCAUUUCACCUCCAGACAACUGCUCUUGGGAUUCUAGUCUGCGUAACAAACAACUAAACACUGACAACAACAACCUCCAGCCGGAUGACGAAAGGCCUUUCCAGUGUGCCAUCUGUCCCAAGGCGUUCCGGCUUUCCUCCACACUGUCCGCGCACAAGAAGCUGCACGACCAAAGAGGACCCAGUCUACGGUGUGAGACGUGUGGACGAGCCUUCACGCAACCCAGCGCUCUCUCGAGCCAUCGACUGUUGCAUCGGUCGGAUCGGCCACACAGCUGCAGUCUCUGUGGAAAGCAGUUCGUUCGGCUGCAUGCCCUCAAGACACACGUGCUUAGUCACGCGAACGAACGACCCUACGAGUGUGCCCAGUGUGGAAAAGCUUUUACCGAAAAGCACGUGCUCGUACGCCAUCGCAAGACGCACAGUGACGAGCGGCCCCACGAGUGUGCCGUUUGCUCGAAGGCCUUCAAGGAGCGGUAUGACCUGCUGCGCCACACGCUCAUUCACAGUGGACUGCGGCCGCACAAGUGUCCCGAUUGCUCCAAAACCUUCGUCCAAUCUAAUGCACUGGUUAAACAUCGAAAGUGUCACGAACGGGAACGCACCGUUGGCCAUCAUCCGUUGAACGCAGCUUCCUUUGCUGUAACUAGGGUCGAAACUACGUGUUGCUAAGUGGAACAGUGACGGAGCGAGAGAAGCAACAAGUGUUAAUGUUGAUUUGCAGAGUAUAAAUAGAAACGUGUUUGAGCAAAUGUUAUUGUGAGUGUCUUUGGAACGGCAUUCGGAGGAAGUGUGCAAUUAAAUAAAGUGUGUAUAUAUU
This is a messenger RNA of Anopheles merus, 3495 nucleotides long. RefSeq lists its product as uncharacterized. The record is from RefSeq and is a predicted model, not a curated record. NCBI's taxonomy places the organism in Eukaryota, Metazoa, Arthropoda, Insecta, Diptera, Culicidae. Gene Ontology annotation, molecular function: protein binding. The transcript has 9 exons. Bases 396 to 3347 code for a protein of 983 amino acids.